GCUGGUUCUCUGGCCGGCUGAGCGGCUGUUGGGGAGGCGGAGAACUUGAAGCUGGGGGUACCCCGGAGUCGGGGCCUGUCCUGGCUGCCCUUUGGCCGGGGUCCCCGCUGCGGGGCGGGGAGGGGCGGGCCCCGGCUGGACUAGCUUUCCCCUCCUCAUUCUCGGGGAGGCAACGGCCCCGACCCCGGCCUCGGGCCUCGUCCGGGUGAUCCGCGGGAGCCCCGCUGCCCCAGCCAAGGUUUAGACCUUUUUUGGCUUGGAACAAAGAUGGCAGAAGAAACUCCAGUGUCUUCUGAGAAGCUCAUUGUACAUUCGGAGGCUCACAGUGGUACCAUUCUGGCUAACUUUGAGGAACAAAGGAAAAGAGGCUUUCUCUGUGAUAUAACUCUAAUAGUGGAAAACGUACAUUUCCGGGCCCACAAAGCUUUACUGGCUGCCAGUAGUGAGUAUUUCUCAAUGAUGUUUGCAGAAGAAGGGGAGAUAGGCCAGUCAAUUUAUAUGCUGGAAGGUAUGUUAGCAGACACAUUUGGUAUACUGCUGGAAUUCAUCUAUACAGGUUAUCUUCAUGCUAGUGAAAAAAGUACAGAACAAAUAUUGGCUACUGCUCAAUUUUUAAAAGUGUAUGACUUAGUAAAUGCUUACACUGACUAUCAAAGCAAUCAUAGCUCAACAAACCCAACCUCUUUGGCUACUGGUGGAGCUCCAGUAGUUGUUAUUUCUAAUAAGAAAAAUGAUGAUCCUCCAAAGCGAAAACGAGGGAGACCAAGAAAAGUCAAAAAUUUGCAAGUGGUAAAACCAGAAAUGGCUUCACUUGAAGACAACCAGCUCAGAGAGAAUAAUUCUGUUCAAAAUAAACAAAACUCUAUGGCAAAAACAGUAGAAGGAAGCAAUAGUAUAACAAAUGUACAGAUCCCAGUAAGAGAAGUGGAAGAAUCUGAGCAUGCUUGUGGGUCAGGCACUGUGGAAAUGCCAACAGAAGAAGAUGAGAACUGUGAUCCUAAGUCCCAGGAUGUACAGGGCAGUCAGAGUCGCUACAGCAAGCGCAGAAUUCAAAGAUCUGUUAAACUCAAAGAUUAUAAACUUGUUGGGGAUGAAGAUGAUCAGUGUUCAGCCAAGAGAGUAUCUGGAAGAAGAAAACGCCCUGGUUCUGAGGCUCGCUGUAAAGAGUGUGGCAAGGUGUUUAAGUACAAUCACUUUUUAGCAAUCCAUCAGAGAAGUCAUACAGGGGAACGACCUUUCAAAUGUAAUGAGUGUGGAAAAGGUUUUGCCCAAAAGCACUCAUUGCAAGUUCACACAAGGAUGCACACGGGGGAACGGCCAUAUACCUGUACUGUUUGCAGUAAGGCUUUAACUACAAAGCAUUCUCUACUGGAGCACAUGAGCCUACACACAGGACAGAAGUCUUUUACCUGUGAUCAGUGUGGAAAGUAUUUCAGCCAGAAAAGACAGCUGAAGAGUCAUUACCGAGUCCAUACAGGCCAUUCGUUACCGGAAUGUAACCACUGUCAUCGCAAAUUCAUGGAUGUAUCUCAGUUAAAGAAACAUCUGAGAACACACACAGAAACAACUUGUUACUCAAUAGUUGAGCACUACCACCUCCAGAAAAGUCAGCUUUGGGCAGCAAAAGGCGAUAGGAGUGAUAAAGAAAACUCAAAACCUUUUAUGUUAAGGAUGGCUCUCUGGGAGCGGGGAGGAGAAGGAUAUACAUUGGAAAAUAUAGGUGAAAAGCCAUUUACUUGUGAAAUCUGUGGCAAGUCUUUUACUGCAAAAAGUUCUCUUCAGACACACAUCAGAAUACAUCGAGGAGAAAAGCCAUAUUCUUGUGGCAUAUGUGGGAAAUCCUUCUCUGAUUCCAGUGCUAAGAGGAGACACUGUAUAUUACACACAGGCAAAAAGCCUUUUUCCUGCCCCGAGUGUAAUUUGCAGUUUGCACGCUUAGACAACUUGAAGGCUCACUUAAAAAUCCAUAGCAAAGAAAAACCCUUUCCAGAAGCUCCUAAUGCUCCCAGCAGCAGCAACCCAGAGGAAGUUCGGAAUAUUCUCCAUCUCCAGCAGUAUCAGCUUUCCACCUCUGGAGAGCAAGAAAUUCAACUCCUAGUAACAGACUCAGUCCAUAACAUCAAUUUCAUGCCUAGCCAUAGUCAAGGAAUCAGCAUUGUCACAGCAGAAGGCACCCAGAGCAUGGCAGCAGACCAAGCCGCUGACCUUACAGUGCUCACUCAGCAGCCAGAACACCUGCAGGGUUUGAUUCUUUCAGCUCAGCAUGACCAAACGGAGCACAUCCAGAGUCUCAAUAUGAUGGACAACCAGAUAGCAACCUCACCGACUGAACAGGUGCAUAUAAUCACCCUGUCCAAGGAAACCCUGGAGCAUCUUCAUGCUCACUGAGAACCAGCUGAGGAGCUUAGAAGCGGCCCCUUCUUGCUCAGCUCAGCCCAUACAACAGACCCAGGGGUCAAGCUGACAGGCCAGGAGACACCGUUGUGGCCCAGCCCACACAGCUUAAUGCACAGUUCAACAAAAGUGUAAUUCUAUGAUGUUUGUCCAUAAGCUGACCAUGCUGUGAUUAAUGACUCUUAAAGUCGGGCUUUCUGAUAAUGAUUUUUUGGUUCCAAUAUGCAGAGUUGUUUUCAUCCUUUCAGAUACUAGAAAACUAAUAUUUAUAAUGCUGUACAUUCAAAGCUGUAAAGUGGCUUGAACUUGUCUGAUUUGAACUAUCAUGUGACUUGAACUGACCUGUUUGGUAAUAUUGGUGAAAAACUUUCACUUUUAUUCCAUCUCUUAGGUCUUAGAUUUUCACUCAGGUGCUCUAUUAUAAUGAAGGCAGUUAUGACUUUUAUGUAAGAGUUGAAAUUCAUACCUUGUGUUAUAUUUCCAGUCUUCAGGGUGACAAUUCUGCUAAGUGUAUUUUGGUUCUUUGAUGAACUACAAAAGUCAGUCAUGUGUUAGUUUAAAUUUGACAUAUUUGUUGGUUUUGCCUCCUUGUUACUGAUGAAUACAGAAUUGCCACUAAAAGCUUACAGAAUGCCAAGCCUUCAUGAUACGUUAAGGAGUACACAGUCUUUGACCCUCUGACACCAAAGAAUUAGUAACAGUCUUGUACUUGAAUUAUUUCAUGAUUCUGUAAGUCUACUGCAUUGUACUUGAGAAGUAAGAAUAUGUGGUAAAGCCCUUUAUUCAGGAUCCAAGCAAUCGGAAAACUGAAAGAACAUAUGUUUACAUAUACAGAGGGAACAUAUUCUGAACUCUACUUAUGUGAGAAAAGCAAAUGUAUCUAAUAAGUAUUUCUUUAAGUAAUAUUCAGAGAAUGCCACGGGGGUGAGUACAGAUUUCAGUCUAAUGUUUUUCGUCUUCAUUACUCUACGAUGAUACUUGAUAUUCUUGAAGGGUCUUCCAAAUCAUUGGAAAGGUAAUAUUAAAUCCAGAAUGUUGCUAUAUUCCAAUUGUCUGAAAAUUGAAUCUACAGUAGCCAAUACUAACCCCAAUCCAAUUUAGACUAAAGGAAAAUUCUCACAAAAGUUAGGCGUCAUUUUUUAAAAUGGCUUUUAAUGAUUAAAAAAGCAGAUUUCUUUGGACCCCUGCUAAGCCUUACAGAAUUAGUAACCACUUUGUACUUUUAAUCAUUUUACAAUUGAGUCAUCAUAGAAAUAUUAAAUUGUGUGGAGUAUGAUUUUUAAUGCUGUGUAUUUUGGCUAUACUUUUCUGUCAGAUAACUAAUUAGGGGUUCUUGAGAAAAUCUAAGGACAUAAUUUGGUUGUUUACAAUUUAUAUAAUUGUGGGAUAGACUAGGAGAACCUGACACUAAAAUACUGGGCAUAGUUCAUUUGAGGUGGCUUUUGCAUUAGUUGCUGGUUUUUAAGUACCCCUGAUUUCUAGCCUUCAAAUACAUGUUUUGCAGGUUGAAGUAAUAGUGUUCUUCAGGUUUGUUGAAGAAUCACAGUUCCUUUUUACAUAUUUGAUGUGCUGUAUUUUUAUUAUGUGGAACCCAAUUUCCAGAGUAAUCUAUUUUAUAUAUAAUGAGAAGAGCAACAUUAUAUGGAUUCUAACUAGGCCAAAGGUAGAAGCUAAAGUUUUAUAAACAGAGUUGUAGACAAAGUAGCAUUUUGUGUUCUGCCAUAUAUAGCUUAACCUUAUAAAUAAAUGUAAAAUAAUUAUUAACUCAUAAACAUUUUCAAACUUU
This is a messenger RNA of Vombatus ursinus (common wombat), 4180 nucleotides long. It is a transcript of the gene ZBTB24, whose product is annotated as zinc finger and BTB domain containing 24. The coding region runs from base 268 to 2388 and encodes 706 amino acids. Gene Ontology annotation, molecular function: protein binding; RNA polymerase II cis-regulatory region sequence-specific DNA binding; DNA-binding transcription factor activity, RNA polymerase II-specific. Gene Ontology annotation, cellular component: nucleus. The record is from RefSeq and is a predicted model, not a curated record. Gene Ontology annotation, biological process: regulation of transcription by RNA polymerase II. The transcript is spliced from 9 exons. Lineage: Eukaryota; Metazoa; Chordata; Mammalia; Diprotodontia; Vombatidae.